Messenger RNA from Scomber japonicus (chub mackerel), 876 nucleotides. RefSeq names its product SPRY domain-containing SOCS box protein 2. Gene Ontology annotation, cellular component: SCF ubiquitin ligase complex. Gene Ontology annotation, biological process: proteasome-mediated ubiquitin-dependent protein catabolic process. The record is from RefSeq and is a predicted model, not a curated record. The transcript has 2 exons. Lineage: Eukaryota; Metazoa; Chordata; Actinopteri; Scombriformes; Scombridae. Bases 1 to 876 code for a protein of 291 amino acids. Gene Ontology annotation, molecular function: protein binding.
AUGGGUGUCUCGCUGUCCGUCUGGCUGUACAGCAGAUCAGCUGACAGCCCUCCUUCCUCUCCAUCAGCGUUCUGUUCACGGGCUGUCCCGGCAUCCUCUCGCCUCAUGGUCAUUCUGAACUCCUCCCCAGUUUCUCUUGGAGACAGUCGCUCACACUGGAGCUCAGCCCACCGCUCCCCUCAUCUCCCGCUCUCUGCCUGCAAACAUGAAGUGACACGUUCACCUGUUGAGCGGAGCAGCGAUGGGGUGAGGGCAGAGAAGGGGGUGAAGAGUGGGCUUCACGUCUGGGAGGUGGUGUGGAGCCCUGAUCACAGAGGAAGUCACGCCGUCGUGGGUAUUUCCAGGCAGAACUGUCCUCUGCAGGCCUCGGGGUACAAGGUGCUGGUGGGCGAAGACUCGCAGUCCUGGGGCUGGGAACUUAAAACCAAUCAGCUUUGGCACGAUGGACAGAGUCUAGGACUGUACCCUGGAAAGAGGUGCUGCACUGAGACUAUAGAAGAUUAUGGAUCUUUAACUUCAUCACAUAUCCUGACAGACACAAAGGGGGCAAAGACACCUCUACUCAUCCCUGAACGUGUUCUGCUGGUCCUGGACGCUGACGCAGGGACUCUGGGAUUUGUUGUGGAUAGCAGCUUCCUGGGCGUAGCUUUUAAAGACCUUCCACGUGGGGUGGAGCUGUUCCCAGCGGUGAGCUGUGUGAGAGGAGGCGCCACCAUACGACUACGAUACCUGAACGGCGUCACACGUGAUCCUCCUGCCCUGAUGGCUUUAUGUGGACUCUCCAUUCGUCAGGUUUUAGGGCAACAGAGGCAGAAUCAAACUGACAAACUGCCUCUUCCACCUGUUCUCCAGCGAUACCUGCUUUCUAGUGAAUAA